Molecule: messenger RNA, 528 nt
Organism: Sinocyclocheilus grahami
Lineage: Eukaryota; Metazoa; Chordata; Actinopteri; Cypriniformes; Cyprinidae
Product: protein YIPF2-like
Exons: 5
Biological process (GO): vesicle-mediated transport
Cellular component (GO): Golgi apparatus; membrane
Molecular function (GO): small GTPase binding
Source: RefSeq, a predicted model, not a curated record
GAAUUAACUUAGUCUAAAUCUGAUUUUGGUGGUUAUAUUGUGUUUAUUGUCUUCUGUCCGCGCAGAUAGUAUUCUUAUGAGAACUCCCUAGGAAUCCUGUAAUCUCCAGUCAUGGCUAGUCCACAUGAAUUAACGUUUCAGGAGUUUGAGGAAGCCGCCGAUCUGCUGUCUUCAAAUCCUGGAGCCUCAACCCUCAGCAUCUCCAGCCCCGGCGCAGCAGCCGCCUCAGAUGUCAGAGUUGAUCUGUCAGAAGAUGAAGACAAUCAGCAAGAGAGUUCAGAGGUGCUGGAUAGGAUAAUGGGCUCAGUCAUACCUUUGCCAGGACGGAAUUUUGUCAAACACCACAUUCGAAAUAACCCUGAUCUCUAUGGUCCUUUCUGGAUCUGUGUGACUCUAGUGUUCUCAUUGGCCAUCAGUGGAGACCUCUACACAUUUCUGAUCAAUAUGGGAGACCCAGGGUAUCACUACAGACCUCAAUUCAACAGAGCCUCGAUUGCAGCCGUCACUGUGUUCCUCUAUGCAUGGCUG